AUGUUUUGUGGAAGCGGAAAGUUUGGAUGGGGAAAAGCCAAUGUCAAAUAUAAAACUCAUAAUAUUCCAUGUACUGCAAAAGACUUCAUCUUUAACGUAUUCAAAGCUAAUGGAUAUUCGACAGCGCUAAUCAGCAACAUGUGUGUGGACUAUAUUGGUGAUUACUAUGGUCGAACUUCAGCAUAUCAUGUUGAUUAUGAGAGUGUAAUGUGGUCAUGUCAUCCGGAAUACGAUGUCGAUGGGCAAUGGAAUAGUGUCGUUGGCCCGUAUGGCGUAAAAAGACGAUGUAUAGACGGAAGAUAUGUGCACAGCUAUCAACUAGAUGUUAUCAAAGAUUUUGUGCAGAAGCACGACUCAAAACAUCUUCCGUAUUUCUCGUUCGUCUCAUUCAUUGAAGGACACGAGCCGAGUAUGGAGGUUGUGGGAAUGGUCGAUCAGGAGUUGAGCACACUUGUGCAAUAUUUAACAUCAAACGAGCUAAAUCAGCCACCAAUCAUUCUACUGGUAGCUGACCAUGGUCUACACUACGGACCAAUGUUUCAGCAAACGACAGCUGGUAAAAUGGAAUGGAGAUUACCCAUCUUAAUAGCCAUCACUCCAAAUCAAUACUUAUCUGAUACAACAAAACAAACUCUGAUCGAAAACGAAUACCAUCUAGUGACGCCAAGAGAUCUUUAUUGGACAUUGUAUAAUAUGGCGACCGAUUCCAUAUCAAAACCACUUCACACAGAUGAUCUGAGACGACCUAGCUUAUUCCAUAAAUUGUCAUUUGAAAGAGAUUGUGUGUCAGAAGGAAUACCUCAACAUCUAUGUGCUUGUAGUCAAGAUGGAAUUAAAAUUAAUCCAUCAUUGUAUGUGAAUGAAACAUCCACAUGA
This is a messenger RNA of Didymodactylos carnosus, 876 nucleotides long. Lineage: Eukaryota; Metazoa; Rotifera; Eurotatoria; Philodinida; Philodinidae. The record is from the annotation of a GenBank genome assembly.